AUGAAGCGGAAAUAUGAGCUUGGUGGCGAAAUCAAUGCAGAUGAUAUUCCUGUAACGAAUCAUGAGACAAUUGAAGACACAAAACCAGGAAGUGUUAAAGGUAAACUUUUUUCGAGAAAAAAUUGAGAAUAAUUCUAACUUUUCAUGUUUUUCAGAUGAAUCCGAAUCAUCAAGCGAUUCGCGAAGCAAUUCGCCACCGGCUAUGGAAAUGGGUGGCUAUUCGCGAGAAGCCUACCUCAAAUAUCAAAUCGGUAAACGGGAUAUGGAUUUGAUCGAGAUCGGCAAAACCAUAGUUCUUGGAACUGUUGAUCAAAGUUUAUCUGCAAGUAAACAAGUGGAUCGAGCUGCUAAACAAGACGCACAAUUAAUAAAUCUCGAAAAUUUAGUGCACGGGUUAGCGCAAGAAAGUACUAUCGAUCAGAAAUUUAGUAUGGUUGGAAGUUCACUUUGUGUAAGUUUUUUAAAAUAUUUUUCUCUUUGAAAAUUAUAUUUUUUGUUGCAGUUCAAUAUCCACAAAACCUCUCUCAAAUCCGCAAUUUCUUCUCUCAACGCAAAAUCCUCAAUCGAUACCAGCGCCCAAUUUUCAAACUUUGAUUUCAAUAUUUUGAAUUUGCAAGAAGAACAAAUCGAAAAAUAUCAAAUCCAAGCCGAAGAUCCAUUCUUAGAAGCUGAUUUAGCCUAUAUCUUUGGUUUGCUGACUUUUCGAGACAAUGCAAAACUUCUCAAUAAAACCAAACAGUUUAUCAAAGCAUAUUUUGUGGUUUCCUGUAGGCCACGGUGUUUUAUCUGGAGAUAUACAUUAAGGAAAAGUGGAGCGACACAUAAGAAAAGUAUCAGUCAUUUACCUCAUCAUAUUAUGACGUUAAUUGUUGGUGAGUUAACUUUUUUUUAUUUUUCAAAAAACCUCAAAAUUUGCAGACUUCCUGCUAGAUUUGUGUGGAAUUGGACGAUUUGAUGUGCCAUAUUUAGAACUUGAAAGAACUUCCCCAUUUUUCUACUCAUUGGGAGCUGAAGAUCCUGAAGGAAUUUAUCAACAACUUUGUGAAUCGAGAGAUGAAUUGGUUGAAUUUUUCAAAAAUGCGAUUACUGAUUGUUUGAAUGAGAUUAGAGAAAUGCCAUAUUUGUUGGAUUCCGGAGUUUUGUCGACGCCUUUGGUGAGGAAAUCUGAUUUUUAGCCUGAAAAGUUCAGCUGAGAGCUAGAAACCAGGAAAAAACUUGUGAUUUUGCCUAUAAAAAUUGAUAUCUUCCAACCCAAGAAUUUAUUUAAAAUAUCUAAGUUUUUUCGUUGAAACUAUUUAUAAAAAUCGCAUAUUUUUUGCAAAAACGUUUCAAAUUCAAAAAUGUUUUUUUUUCAAAAACUUCAAUUCAAUUUUUGCAGCGCGGUCGAUCUCCUUCAAAUUCCACAAUCACAUGGAAACAAUACGAAAAUCUGCUGAAAUGCGAAAUCGAAAAUCCGACACCACAAAACAUCCAAAAUCGCGUCAAUUUCGAACACGCUAUUUUCACACAAUUACCGGUUAUUGAUUGA
Messenger RNA from Caenorhabditis angaria, 1528 nucleotides. The record is from the annotation of a GenBank genome assembly. NCBI's taxonomy places the organism in Eukaryota, Metazoa, Nematoda, Chromadorea, Rhabditida, Rhabditidae.